Molecule: messenger RNA, 837 nt
Organism: Homalodisca vitripennis (glassy-winged sharpshooter)
Lineage: Eukaryota; Metazoa; Arthropoda; Insecta; Hemiptera; Cicadellidae
Product: glutamine-dependent NAD(+) synthetase-like
Biological process (GO): NAD+ biosynthetic process
Cellular component (GO): cytoplasm
Molecular function (GO): NAD+ synthase (glutamine-hydrolyzing) activity; glutaminase activity
Source: RefSeq, a predicted model, not a curated record
AACAGGUGUUUUUAUUGAUACUGCUAGGACUAUUGAUACAACGUGACGUUUCAUUCAAAUGGUUUGUGUUUACUUAGUUCUGUGAAAAUAUUUGAGUUUCAUAUAGGGAAUUUAAUUAUACAUUGAGUAACAUACAUUUGUGUUGCCUGCUUUAUUAUUGUUAGAUCAAAUAUGGGGCGUAAGGUGACAUUGGCAGUUAGCACUUUGAACCAGUGGGCUUUGGACUUUGAAGGCAACUUGGCACGUAUCUUGCAGAGUAUACAGGCAGCUAAGGAUGCUGGUGCUACAUACAGAAGUGGUCCAGAACUGGAAAUAUGUGGGUACAACUGUGAGGACCACUUUUUAGAAAGUGACACUCUGUUACAUUCUUGGGAGUUGCUGUUGGAACUCCUCAUCAGUCCCAUCUGCAAAGAUAUUAUUGUGGAUGUGGGGAUGCCAGUGAUGCACAAGAAUGCUACGUACAACUGCCGAGUUAUAUUUCUGAACAGAAAGUUGCUGCUCAUUCGACCAAAGUUACUAAUGUGUGACACAGCGAGCUACAGAGAAACUCGUUGGUUCAGUGCUUGGAGAAAAGUAAGUUAGACUGAGGAUUACUAUUUGCCAAGAAUGAUCCAGACCUACACAGGGCAGUCUGUAGUUGCUUUCGGUGAUGGUGUCAUCUCUACCAAAGACACCUGCAUUGGCUUUGAAAUCUGUGAGGAACUUUGGAACCCUGUCAGCUCACACAUCCCAUUGUCCCUUGAUGGUGUGGAGAUUGUAGCCAAUGGUUCAGGUUCAUACAUGGAGUUGAGAAAAGCGUACACCACUGUAGAGCUUGUCAAGUCUGCCACAUUCAAG